Candidula unifasciata is the source of this 732-nucleotide messenger RNA. Lineage: Eukaryota; Metazoa; Mollusca; Gastropoda; Stylommatophora; Geomitridae. The record is from the annotation of a GenBank genome assembly.
AUGAGUCACCUGCUGAUAUCUGGCAUCUUCUUGCUGAUCACAGUGUUAGAAAUGGGACGAGCAAACAACGACAUCCUGCGGCUAAACAUCAAGAAAGAGCCUGUCCUUGACCCCAACACUGUCUGUAAGACCUACCCAGCACUGACGUCACAGCAGUACAAUUUGUGCCGCAAGUACCCGGAUGUGACGGCCUCGGCGAUCCAAGGGGUACAAGUGGCCAUCCACGAGUGUCAGUUCCAGCUGAGGACCCACCGGUGGAACUGCUCGGCCCUGGAGAAGAAGAACAAGAACCCUCAUGCCAGUCCUGUGUUGGCCAAAGAGACAGCUUUCGCUUAUGCCAUCUCGGCUGCAGGGGUGACGCACCAGGUGUCUAAGGCUUGCAGUAUGGGCAAGUUGAAGUCUUGUGGCUGUGACAUGAGUGUCCAUGGAAGGAAAGGAAAUGUGGACAGGACAUUUGAGUGGGGCGGAUGUAGUCACAACAUCGACUUUGGGGCCCAGUACGCACGCAAGUUCAUGGAUUCUAAAGAAGCCGCGAGGGAUAUCCAUUCACAGAUAAACUUACAUAACAACAGAGCAGGGCGGCUGGCUGUGAUCAGAAACGUCCGAGAACAGUGCAAGUGUCACGGCAUGUCUGGCUCCUGUGAGCUGGAGACUUGUUGGAAAGCCACCCCAGACUUCAGGAAGGUAGGAGAACUGCUUCGCCGCAAAUUUGACGAGGCUUCAAAGGUACAG